Truncatella angustata is the source of this 903-nucleotide messenger RNA. RefSeq lists its product as uncharacterized. Gene Ontology annotation, cellular component: prospore membrane; ascospore wall; lipid droplet. Bases 1 to 903 code for a protein of 300 amino acids. Lineage: Eukaryota; Fungi; Ascomycota; Sordariomycetes; Amphisphaeriales; Sporocadaceae. The record is from RefSeq and is a predicted model, not a curated record. The transcript has 2 exons.
AUGUCGCCAUCAGUGUCUCGCGAGCAUCUUCAUCGAGUCGUAAAGCCUUUCGAGCGACCUGCCAGCUAUGUCUCUCGGGCUCUGACUGCGGCAGCAUAUCCUCUACGGGGAAUUUACUAUUUCCUGCGACACCCAGCCUACUAUCCAAUCUUCUUCAGCCGACUCCUACCGCUCUCUUUGAUAUCGAUCCUCGUCUAUACGAUCCUAUUCACCUUCACUUUCAUUCCGCAAUAUGCAUUCCUGGCGAUCUUUCAUGGCUGGGGUGCUUGGGUCAAUGCGGUAUUCCUGGUAUUAGGUGAAGGACUAGUGAUAAUUCAAGGACUCUUUGAGGGUUUCUUCGUGGAUGAAUGUCGCGUAGAUAUCUUUGACGCAACACUCAUAGACAAAGGUCUAGUCGAUCUAAUUCGCCCGCAUCGAAUCAUCUUUCCAGAUGCUCCCAAUUCCGUCAAAAUGCUGGGAAAACCGUCGACACCAGCCGCCUACCAGCCAUGGAGUUUGGUUCAAAUCAUCGAACUUAUUGUCUUCUUACCUCUGAAUCUCAUUCCGUAUGUUGGAGUUCCGGCUUUCAUCAUCAUCACGGGCGCCAGGCUAGGAACUUUUGCUCAUUACCGAUGGUUCGAGCUACACGGGUUGACGAAGAAGGAGCGGAAGCAAGAGAUCAGGAAGAGAAUGUGGGAGUACACAUGGUUUGGGACAGUGGCAAUGUUGAUGGAGCUAGUGCCCAUUCUGUCCUUCUUCUUUCUCCUGACUUCGACAACUGGUUCUGCUCUUUGGGCAGCCAAGAUUGAGCAUGAAGCACGUCAACCCCCAGCAACUGAGCCCAUAGGUGCUAACGCCGGUGAUCGUGUGGACGAGGAUCAUCCUGACUCUCCGCCCCCGCCAUAUAGUGACAAUCCUGUUUAG